AUGGAGUCUUUUAAAGAACCUGGUCAUAUUAGUAGCGAGAACUUAUUGGAAGUUCCUGCUUUAAGUGAUUCUCUCUCAGAAGAUGAAGAUGUUAAAGCAACACUGCAGCCUCGUUUCUCCCCCAGUCCCCGAAGACGGAAUUCAGAUUCUUCGGAAGAAAUGGAGCCGGAAGCCCCAUCAACUAUUGCAAGAAAAGUUUCAUUUGCUGAUGCAUUUGGUUUUGACCUAGUAUCUGUUAAGGAGUUUGAUACCUGGGAUGUUCCAAUUACAUUACCAAAUGAUGAACCAGAAGAUGAAGUUGUGCCUGUGGAGGAAUUCUAUUUAACUCCACUGUUUACACUACCCACCACACAAGAACAACUUUUGCAAAAAGUGCGUGCACAGAAAGUAGGGCUUGAGUCCAUCGAGUUUCUACCAGGAAUAACAUGUAUGAAAGGGAUAAUUCGUGUUCUGAAUGUAUCUUUUGAAAAGUUGGUUUAUGUUCGCAUGACUCUGGACAACUGGCUGACUUAUUAUGACAUCCUAGGAGAAUAUGUGCCUAAUUCUUGUGAUGGUGAGACUGACCAGUUCUUGUUCAAGAUUUCAUUGGUUCCUCCUUACCAGAGAGAUGGUGCUACAGUUGAAUUUUGUAUACGUUAUGAGACAUCAGUGGGAAUAUUUUGGGAGAACAAUGACAACCACAAUUAUAUUUUGAUCUGCCAUAAAAAGGAAACUGCACCACCAUCAGCUGAUAAUCAGCUUCAAGAAGAAGUUACAGAUAAAAAUAUCAGAGGCUGUUUAAAAGGAACAGGAAACAGCAAAGAAGAAAUAUUGGCAAUGGCUGAUGAAGACAUAUGGAAUACUUCAAGGACUUCAGGGUCAGACAUUCCCCAAAUCCUUUAUUCACAUGUGGAUGAUAAUGAAACUGAACAAAGGAAAGAAAAGGUAGAUGCUAAAAAUGUGGGACAUAAUGAAGAUGAUAAUGAAAAUGAAAAAGAAUUAGAGCUGCUGCUAAGUCAUCACUUCAGUAGAACUGGAGGUUCUUCCAGGGAUGAAAGGAGUUUAUACACAGCUGAGCCGGUUAGAUUUCCAAAUGAUCCACAAGAAUUUGGGGACAAGCUAGACUCUGGCCUGCUUAGGCAACCUCUGCCUCUAAGCUCUUCAUCUGAACAUGCUUUGCAAGACAAAGAACUGCACAGUAAGAGUGAACUGCUCUCUUCCGUAGGAGCUGAUAAUAGUCAGUCAUCCUCAGAAAAAGUUAUUGCAGUGGACUCUGUAAAAAAUAGCACACAGUCUUCAGAGUUUUUUAACACAAUUGAAACACCUUUAUCACCAGAGUACUGGCCUGGAACAGAAAAAAAUGAGACUAUCUAUAUUGCAGAGGUUAUCUCAAGCAAUAAUGGAAUGUUUUCUGCAAAUGUUCAAAAAGAUGAACCCCAGAAUGCUCCAGAAAGUAAAACAAUGGAAAGUUUGUUCAUCAAUGUGGAUGAUGAUGACUGCAAAAAGGUUUGGAAGACAAGGCCCCAAAGAGUUCCCUUAGAGCAUGGAGAAGAAGAAAUCCAGUUAAGAGGAAAAUUACUGGAAGGUAUGGAUGACGUUGCUGAGCCUGUUCAGGGAAGAUGUAUGCAGGAACCAUCUUGCCAAAUUCAUGAGUCCAUUUUAGAAAGCACUGUAGGAAAUGAAUCUAAAGGGGAGAGUGAAAAUCAGGAACAUGUAAAAAGAAUGUUAAAUACAAACACCUUACCUGAUGUUGGUGUCACAGUAAGUUCUUUCAGAUGUUCUCCUGAAGAAGAUGAUACUGUAAAAGAAAAAUUUAAGACUGAGUAUAAUGUUGAUAAAGGGAAAGAAAUUAUGUUAAGCCUUUUAGAAUCAUCUCCAGAAGAGAAGCAAGUCUACUCCACCCACGGGCAUGAAAAACACAUUACACUAGACAAGGAUGAAGCCAGUACAGUACUUGAGUUACCCCAAGAAGCAGAAGUGACUAUUUUCAGUGUGGUAGAUGAAAAAAAGGAUGAGAAAAUUCAUCAAUCAACAGAGUUACCACAUCUACAAGAGAGAGGAAGCUCAAGCAAAACUAGUAACAUUGAAGAAAGCAAAGGUCCAGUUGUAGGUGAAUUAAGUCUAGAUUUGAAGAGAACAGAAAGUAGAUAUCAAGAAGCAAUUCAGAAUACAGGCAGGUGUUCUAUAACACCUGCUGACGAAAGGAGCUCUAUACAUUCUGCAUCCAUAAAUCUAGAGGAGGUAUUUGAUACUAGUGGGAAUUUAGACGAAAGGAAGUACAAUCAGAGCUAUGGCCCAGGAAACAGAAAUAUUUUGGAGUCAGAGCCAUGCCAAAGUGAAACUGACAGAAUUAUUACUGAUGAUCAGAGCAGUCAGGUCAUGAGGGAAAAUCAAAGUUGGAGUGCCUCAGAAAGUCAACUGGCAGAAAGAGAAAGUGAAAAAAAUAAAAGAACACAGAUGAAAGAACGAUCAGGUGACGAAACCAUGUGGGGAAUUAGAGAUAAUACAAUAUGUCUGAAUGUAACUCCCGCAGAUGAAUUGUUUACCUGCCAAGACCCAGGGAGAGAUGAAGAAUCUGCAGUAGCUAAGCAUGAUAGUACAGGGGAAGCAGAGGCAGUUACAGCCGCUUAUAUAAUUAAAAUGACAUCAGAAAGUACUCCAGAAAAAAUAUCUGCUGGUGAAAAAGCAGUAAUUGUUAAGCUACCUCAAGAGACUGCACUAAGUGACAGGCCCACAGAGGAAAAAGAAACAGUGUUUGAUAUACAUGAAGGGAGAAAUGAUGGUUCACAUUAUCCUCUUUGUCAAUGCAAUACAGUGGGUGUAUUAUAUGACACCAAAUUUGAAAAGGAAUCAGUUUUAGAUAUUUGUAAAGCACGAGUACAUGAAACGAUGCAAGGAGAAAUGAUUUCAGUAUGCAAUACAAGUGAAAUGCUUGCUAGAGCAGAACAUAACACUGGAAAUGAUUCACCAUUGGGUGAAAUAUUAUGGACUUCUACAGAAGGAAAAGCUGCUUCUGAGCAGGAUUUAUAUUUGGAAACAUCUCUGAAAGGUUCACAGCAUCUUUUGCAAGGUCUGUACAACGAAGAGGCUGAAGAGGGAAGCACCUGGAAAUCUCCCCAUGUAGCUGCUAAAACUGAGAACAAAAAUUCUCCUUCUGAUCUAAAAAGAUUUCCUGAACAUUCUUCUUUAACAUUUUGUGAAGACUCCAUGGGAGCUAAUACCAGUGAGGGAAGGGAAGCAUUGCAUCCAUUCAUGGAUAUGUCAGGUGAAAUUGUAGCUGAAUCAAGAUGCAACUUCAGUGCAAUGAAUGAUACAGGUCAUGUUAUUUCAAGUACUUCUUCAGAGGAUGAACUCCCUUCUAGUGAAAAAGGAGAAAGAAGCAUUGAUCAGGUUCCCCAUCAACCAGAGUUUGAACAAGGAAAGCUACUAGGGCCAACCAUUUUAAUUAGUGAGCCUACUGAAGAAAGAGAAAAGACAAGAUUAGAAUCUGAAGGCUUACUAAUGGAAGAAAAAUGGAAUAGUGAAGAGCAUGAAAACCAGCCUGUUUCUGAUCACACAGAUGUUUCUGACCAGCAAAGAGAAGCUUUUAAUUUGCCUUCUGAGUGUCUUGUUUUAAAGCAUAUUGGUUACAAAACUCUUUAUUUCCUUUUCUUUGUUGUGUUUUGUGUAACAUUGUACCACUAUGAUUUGAUUGUUUGCUUUGCACUCUACUUAUUUUCCUUGUAUUGGCUAUAUUGCAAGGACACGAGAAGCAAAUAA
Messenger RNA from Varanus komodoensis (Komodo dragon), 3738 nucleotides. It is a transcript of the gene PPP1R3A, whose product is annotated as protein phosphatase 1 regulatory subunit 3A. The coding region runs from base 1 to 3738 and encodes 1245 amino acids. Gene Ontology annotation, biological process: regulation of glycogen biosynthetic process. Lineage: Eukaryota; Metazoa; Chordata; Lepidosauria; Squamata; Varanidae. The transcript is spliced from 4 exons. Gene Ontology annotation, molecular function: protein phosphatase 1 binding; glycogen binding. Gene Ontology annotation, cellular component: protein phosphatase type 1 complex. The record is from RefSeq and is a predicted model, not a curated record.